CUGGUGUCGAAAUUUCUUACAUUUCCAACUUAAAAUGAAUUGAAUGUCUGAAGAUAGAAGAUUCCCUCCCCCUCAGCUCUCUCACCUGUCCCCCUCUUUUCCCAUCGCUCUAGCUUACACUGAGAGACGAUUAAAAGGAGUUGACUAGCUUCAAUGCUUUCACCCAAGAAUAAAAGGAUUAUGAAGAAAACUAGGGCUUCUUCCGUGUUUGGCUUUAUAUAUUUUGCACACUUGGACUAAUUUUACAUUUGAGACCAACUGAAUGGGGAAUUGGGAAGAUAAAGACUUCUAUCACAACCUAUCUCGUAAAGAGCUUCAAGGUUUGUGCAAGAAACAUGGUCUCUCUGCUAAUAAGACAAAUUCGAAUUUGGUCAAGUUGCUGGUCUCUUUUUUUCAGAAAAAAGCUAAUUGGAGUCGAUCCUUGGAUGUUCCUGCACCUACAUCAUCUACUUCACAAUUAGAACCUGUACCAAAAAUAAAUCCUAUGGGAGAAAUCCACAAAGAUCUUGUAGGAAUGCAAGGUGUUGAUGCUUCUGAUGCUGAUAGCUGUGGGCCUUCCUCGUGUUCCAAAGAGGCAAAGGGCUGUGACAGUACACAGUCUCAAACUGUUAAUCAAAAUGAAGUGUGUAGUUCCAUUGCAGUCCAAAUGUCUAUGAAGGCAUCGGGUGAGGCUUUGAACAUGCCCAUGAAAGAUAACUCUAGUAAUGGAACUGGAGAAGGAGGGUUGGGGUAUUCUGCUUCUGACAUUCAGGUUUCUGCAUCUCACCAACAGUUCAAUGCUCAGUCUGAUACAAGUGGUUUGAAGUAUGAAAAGAACGAGUCCCUGAAAUCCAUGGGCUUAACAAUCUCUGAUCAGUAUUUGCUAGGUUCUACUAGAGAUGGUGGGUCUUCCAAUGUACCAACAAGUCAAUGUAGGAACAUAAAUUCCAGUGCUUGUUCAGCAGAGAACAAGGUUGCUUCUGCUGGGACUUCUGCAGAAGUACCUCUUAAUUCUUUCCAGUUUUAUGUGUGGUCUGAAGAGGGGAUUAACCUUCAUGUUGAUUUGAAUUCAAAUGUGACAGACUGGAUUAAAGGCUUGAAGAAUGAGGUGUGUAUUUACCAGAAAGUGCCUAGCAAGUCUCGGGUUCUUCAUCAGGAACUUAGGAGGCUGGCAGAUGGUGAUGAGCAAAUGAAAACAUUACAACUUCAGAAUAGCGAUUUAGGCCAUCAAACUGCUGGUGACCUCAUAUAUAGUGGAUCUUGCCUAAAUUCAAUUUUGAAUGAUGAAGAUCAAUUGCAGGCUGCUCAUGAAGAUGGAAUUGAUGGGUCAUUGAGGUCCUUUACUGUAAUACCAAGCAGUAAUCCUGAAGUAUCUGGGAAUUUAAAGGAAGACAAUGAAUUAUUUCCAUCUGUAUCCACUCCCAAUUCAAGUUUAAAGGUCUUAGUGGCUUCCAGUAUGGAAUCCUGCCCAAUGGAUGGAGAAGUAGUAACUCUUCAUUCAGAGCCUCCCCAUAAAGUGGCCUCUAGUUCUGUCCUGGAAACAAACUUGGAUCAACAAAAUUGCCUUGUGUCAUCUGAACAUCAUAGUUCACAGUUUGGUAGCACUUGUCCUGAAAAUUUCAAAACAGUCUGCAAUGGAAAUUCUAAUGUUUUGCAGGAAAGGAAUCUUCUAGUAUCUGGUAAAACUUGUGAGGAUUUGAUCCUACUCAAUAAUGGUAGCCUUGAGAACCCUAGUGAGGUAUGUGCUGGAUCUUCUAGUGUUUCCAUGGAAAUGCAGUUUUCAGAAGUUGCAAGUCGUGUCAAGGGUACAUCAGAUUCCCCUUUCCAGAAUUGUGGUGUGCUGGAUUUGGAUAAUCAGAUGCAAAAGGCACAUGCUGAAAAUGGCAGGUCGGUGAACUAUGAGCCUGAUCAGAGCACCUGUGGAGAUCCUCCAUCUACAUAUGCUGAAGAAUGGGAAAGAAGCAGUCCCAUAAAUGUGAGAGAGAGCUCAGAGUGUUCUCAGAUUGACAACUCAUCUGAGAGGACUUGUAAAAGGACUCAGGGUUCAGUGUUUUCCGAAGGGAUUCAGAAUAAGAAAUCACGGAAAUAUAAUGAAGGCAAAAUUGGCCACAGUAAACAUGCUGUAAAAAACUUAAGAAGUGCAAAGCAUCUAGCAAGAGAAGUCCUUCCUAGAAGAUCCUCACGGCUGGUCUCUAAGAUGCGUGUGGGUAAAAGUGAAACUCAAAGGUGGAUCUAGAUCAUAUUUUCUCUUCUUACAACUUCCAGCUGCAAGAGCUUGCCUAACAGUCAUAUGGGAAUUGUGUUUCCAUGUCAACAGCAUAGGUUCUAAAAGUUAGGGUGAUCCACCUGGUACUCAUUACCACUAAACUUUUGAAUUAAAGUUGAUUGGGGAGAUCAUUAUAAUGAUGAUGUUUGCGGCUGCUACAUUCUUUAAUGUAGAUUAUUGACCAAUGAAAUAAUCAGUUCCUUCACAUAUUAAGCCCCUAGGGAGCCAUAUAAAUUCUUUCAAUCCCAUUGUCCUUCUUGAAGUCCAUUGAACCAUCUUUAUGGUGGAUGCUGUAUUAAAUUGUACUUGGAUGACAUCAUUUUUCUGUGUUGAUUUGCAAUUCACUUUGCUUCAUCAUGAAUUUAAUCGUACAUUCAUACUGAGGAAACUCAAAGUUCUCAGAUUUACUUCAUUCUUUUCAUGUAGCCUGGAUCAUUUUUCAGAUUGAAUGUACCAAGCUAGGAUAUGCUUAUUUUCUUUCCUCUGUAAUUCGUAAUCUACAAUUUUGGAUGACAGUACUCGAUUCAUAAGUUAUGUAAUGGCUUGAUCAGAAGCUUCUCAUACAUUUCUUAGCCAAACAUUAUAUUUUA
Messenger RNA from Nelumbo nucifera (sacred lotus), 2835 nucleotides. Lineage: Eukaryota; Viridiplantae; Streptophyta; Magnoliopsida; Proteales; Nelumbonaceae. The record is from RefSeq and is a predicted model, not a curated record.